AUGGUGUCUGCCAUGCGGUCGAAGAUUCUCGUCUUGUUACUGCUCUGCUUCUGUAUAAACCUUUCUGUCGCAAAUAGAUGGGCAGUUCAUCUACAUGGACGUGAUACACAGCCAACGACCACCAACGCCGAUGCUUCGUCAACCCCCUCACAAACAGGAGGAACCAAUGGCGGAAAGGAAGGGGGAGAAACUACUACGGCGAAUGCAACUGCAACUUUAAAUUCGACUUCCAAUUCAGUCUCUGCUACGCAGACAGGAGCCGCCAUCACCGCCAUCACAUCCAAUAUUAACGGACCGGCUCCGACUGCCAAUCUCAACUUUUCUGGCUUCAAUUCUACUGCAACCCCGAACGCACUUCCCCUCCAACCAGAGAUCACGCCAGGCCUUUCAGUUGCCGGGAUUCUAUUGAUGCUUAGUGGAGUUGCCUAUACACUUGUUGGGAUCAAGAACAAAUGGCUACACAUCUAUUUCUCGGCGGCCUAUCUAGCCAGUCUCGCGGUCACGGUGCUCAUACUAUAUGUUAUGAAUCCGCCCGUCAACAAUGCUAUACAAGGAGCGUACGUUGUUGCAAUAGCUAUGACGGGAUUAAUCCUGGGCGGCGCCGCAAUUGUGUUCACAGAAAUGACCGAGGGUCUGGGUUGUCUUCUCGGAGGUUUCUGUUUCAGCAUGUGGUUGUUGGUCUUAAAGCCUGGUGGUUUGUUAACUUCCACUAGCGGGAAGUCUAUUUUCAUCGCUGCAUUUACGCUUGCGGCAUUUUCGACAUCCUUCACCCGCUACACUCGACCGUAUGGGCUGAUCAUAUUCGUUUCAUUUGGAGGAGCAACAGCUACAGUUUUGGGAAUUGAUUGUUUCAGCAGAGCUGGACUGAAGGAAUAUUGGGCAUAUCUCUGGGAUCUCAACUCCAACUUAUUUCCACUUGGAGCUACCUCGUACCCAUUGACAAGGGGAAUCAGAGUCGAAAUCGCUGCUAUGGUUAUCAUAUUUCUUGCCGGGAUCCUGUCACAAUCGAAACUCUGGAAGCUUAUCAAGGAACGCCGCGAACAACGCGCAGCUGAACGAUUACAAGAUGAGCGAAACUUGGAGAGAGAGGAGGAAAAUGUAGGAAAACGGAUUGAAGAGGCAACCGCAGCGGAUAGAAGCCAAUGGGAGGCUGCCUACGGCAGUAAAGAUGCUGUCAAAGCCACGCCGAGAGAUUCUGGGGUUGGAGAUAUGGAUAGUCAGAAGAAGGGGGCAAUGAGUGAAGUCACGUCAAUCCGAAGGUCUGGCGACGAGGAGAUUGAAAUGUCGGAAAUACCAUCCCCUACCUUGGUGAACGGUCCUGGACUUGUGAUGAUGAACAACGGUCAGCAUGGUGGGCCGGUCACGGUCAGAGUCGCCCGAGAGGUGGAGCCUCCCUUGGAGCUCGACGAAAACGGAAACCCCAUCGAACGUCCAGCAAAGCGCAACAGCCAGAUAUCAGCACGCGGCGAGACAAUAGAGGAGGAGCAGAUCUGGGUCGUUGGGGCUGAUGGCGAAGCACGUCUUAAGCGGCGGCCCUCAAAAAGAAAUUCCAAGCGACGUUCGAACCCGAUUCCAACAAAAUCACCAGAUGUAGUCGCUCUACCAUUUAAGGUGCCGGAAGGUGAGGUGGUGGAAGAUGAUCGCUCGUCCAUCGCAACUUUCGCAGACGAAGAACAAGCAGGACAAAAGCGACUUUCUAAACGCCUAUCUCAAGUGCUCAUGCGAAAACUUUCUCAUAGAUCUCAAAGGAACUCGAAACAAUUUUCUAUAGGAGAAGGCCAAAGUACGGAGGAUUUGGUCAUCCCCCGAGCGAUUGAAGAAGAUCGAAGGAGCUCACUUGCCGCUACCAUGGACGGACUGAGUGAUGACGAGGAUAUGAGAAGUGUGAGAUCGUCAAGACUUCACGUCCCUGAAAAUAGGGAGUCCACUGGGCCAUCUGAAGAGUCUACUGCUCCCAAUUUCGCUGCCAAACAACCUGGACCAACACCAAUGUCAAAUCCAACAGCAACGCUUGCUGUUGCAAACGCAGGGAAGAAGUCGAGACCGAUUUCCACAGCCACAGUCGCAACAGCCAUUUUGGAGCAAGAAGCAGCGGGUCAGAAGCCCGAGGCGGCAGAAGCCAAGACUGGAGAGGCGCUCGUCCAGAACUUUUUGACUUUGAGUAUGGACCCCAAACCAGAGACCGCAGUGGAGAAGCAAUCCUCGGAGGAGGAAAAAGACGAGCCAGCCCCAUCCGUUGUCGCCCACGUUGAAUCAAAGCCAGCUAGUUUGUCAAAGGAUCGACUACCACCUCAACUAUCAAGAGUUGUGAUGUCCUAUAGAACCAAUGAAUGGGCAAAACACCUCAGUAAUGCAGACGCCCCUGAAGUGGAUGAGCUCAAACUCGAAGAGUAUCCUACUGAACGCCCAGAGACCGUCCAAGAAGUGGCUGCACCAGUGAACGUGGAGGAGCUUCAACAAACUGCUGAGAAUGCUAUGCCUCUGCCUGCGCCGGUGUCGAGAACAGUAUCACAGCUAUCGAAUCAUGCCCCCGCAAGAUCAAACUCUGUUCAGUCAAAGUAUCCCUUUCCGGAGCAACCCAGCAGCUUCCAGAACCAAGACAUUCACUCCCAAAACCCCUCAAUUCAGUCUCUCCCGUCGUUACUUUCACAACAAGCACUCGGCCGAUCCCUAGGAUACCGCAGCUCCUCGAGUCCAGCGAUCCCACAACAAAUCGUCGAAUCGCCCAUCGAGGAAAACUUCCCGCCGACGACUCCCAACCCAUCAUCAAGCAAGUUCUCGCCAGCUACCGUCCCAUACGGAUCAACAAGCACCCUAAUCGGAAGACGAGACACCAUGCUCCGCGGCAAAUACUCCUACUACAGCAACCCCUCCGCCCCGUCCUCAACCCCCGAGCUCCUUUCCCAAAAUCCCUAUCUACAAUUUCCCGCCCAAUACAACAGCGGUCCCACUUCUCAUAAUGGCAGCGAUGCAGGCUCAAUCUACAACCACUCGACCCCUAUCCCAGACGACGACAACAUCUCGCUCUCCGCCCGGCGCAACCUAAUCAGGCAAUCCUCGCUCCAACAGCUCUCUUCCCCCAUGGCCCCACAAUACCAACAAGGACCCAUCCCCUUCGAUUCCCACCAACCUCGCCGGCAAUCCGGCAUACCGGCCCCCUCAGCCAGGGAGCAACAACUCGCGUCUUGGCGCGCCUCAGUACAGCACGAUCUCCAAAGCGGUAUCGUACCGAAAAACACGAUUGAGAGACAGCGAAGUGCGCUUUGGCAGGAACGGCAAGCGGAGGAUCAGAGGAAGGCGCUGGAAGAGCGGAUGCGGAAUCAGAGAGACAGUGCGUUUGACGAGCGGAUGAGGAGGGGUGAUAUGUUGGAUGCGCAUCGGGAAGCGUUGAGGAAGAUGCAGGCGAAAGCUAACCGGGCCUCCCAGGCCCAGAGCUAG
Messenger RNA from Hyaloscypha bicolor E, 3438 nucleotides. RefSeq lists its product as uncharacterized. The coding region runs from base 1 to 3438 and encodes 1145 amino acids. The transcript has 2 exons. The record is from RefSeq and is a predicted model, not a curated record. NCBI's taxonomy places the organism in Eukaryota, Fungi, Ascomycota, Leotiomycetes, Helotiales, Hyaloscyphaceae.